Naumovozyma dairenensis CBS 421 is the source of this 1041-nucleotide messenger RNA. RefSeq names its product fatty acid elongase ELO2 (gene ELO2). Gene Ontology annotation, molecular function: fatty acid elongase activity. Gene Ontology annotation, biological process: very long-chain fatty acid biosynthetic process; sphingolipid biosynthetic process; fatty acid elongation, monounsaturated fatty acid. Gene Ontology annotation, cellular component: endoplasmic reticulum membrane. The coding region runs from base 1 to 1041 and encodes 346 amino acids. NCBI's taxonomy places the organism in Eukaryota, Fungi, Ascomycota, Saccharomycetes, Saccharomycetales, Saccharomycetaceae. The transcript has a single exon. The record is from RefSeq and is a predicted model, not a curated record.
AUGAACAGUCUAAUAGUACAAUACGCUUCUCCAUUGUUUGAGAAGUACCCAGUUUUACACGAAUACUUACCUAGCCAAGAACAUGUGUUUUUCAAUUGUGAUUUGUGGACAACAUUUGACAAGCUUGUCACUUCAGCUACACGUGGUCAUUUCGUCCCAAGUGAAUUUGAAUUUAUUGCUGGUGAAUUACCACUAAGUACUUUGCCAUCAGUCUUAUAUACUAUCGCUGCAUACUAUAUCAUCGUUUUUGGAGGUAGAGCCAUUUUGAAGAACUUUCCUAAAUUCCAAUUGAAUGGGUUGUUCCAACUUCAUAAUUUGUUCUUAUCUUCUUCCUCUUUGAUUUUACUGGUCUUAAUGGUGGAACAAAUUGUUCCAAUUAUUGCUGAACAUGGUUUGUACUAUGCUAUUUGUGAUAUUGGAGCUUGGACUCAGCCAAUGGUUACUCUUUAUUAUUUCAAUUUUAUCUUCAAAUUUCUAGAAUUCAUUGAUACUUUCUUUUUGGUCUUGAAACAUAAGAGAUUGACAUUCUUACACACUUUCCAUCACGGUAUGACAGCUUUGUUGUGCUACACUCAAUUGGUCGGUACUACUGCUAUGUCAUGGGUUCCAAUUACGUUAAACCUGGCUGUUCACGUUUUAAUGUACUGGUAUUACUUUUUAGCUGCUAGAGGUAUUAGAGUCUGGUGGAAAGAAUGGGUUACUAGAUUCCAAAUCAUUCAAUUCAUCUUGGAUAUUGGUUUCAUUUAUUUUGGUGUUUACCAAAAGUUCGCUCACUUGUAUGCUCCAACUUUACCACAUUGCGGUGAUUGUGUCGGCUCCACAGCAGCCACAUUUUCUGGUUGCGGUUUAAUUUCAUCUUAUUUAGUUUUAUUCAUUGCUUUCUACAUUGACGUUUACAAGCGUAAAGGCACUAAGACAAGUAGAGUUGUCAAGAGAGCUCAUGGUGGUGUUGCUGCCAAGGUUAACGAAUAUGUUAACAUUGAUCUUAAGAACACUCAAACUCCUUCUCCUUCUCCAAAGCCUUCUAGAAGAAGAAAGUAG